AAGGGUGGUACAUGGUCCGGGUUUAAGGGUGUACAUGGUCCGGGUUUAAGGGGGUACACAGACAGACCAACAACACACAGUUCUCCGGUUCCAAAGCGGGCAUGCCGACGGCCGAGCGGUCGCCCCCUCGUUGUACUUGACGCGCCGGGAGCCGUGUGACGAUGAGGCCGGGGAGCGGCGCCUUACUGGGGCUGCUGUGCUGCUGCCUGGGGUUCCUGUACUGCGCCCGCUGCGGCUUGAGCGACAACCACGUCCACUCCAGCUUCAUCUACCGCCGGCUGCGCAGCCACGAGCGCCGGGAGAUCCAGCGGGAGAUCCUCUCCAUCCUGGGCCUGCCGCACCGCCCCAGGCCCUUCUCCCCCGGCAAGCAGGCGUCCUCGGCGCCCCUCUUCAUGCUGGACCUGUACAACGCCAUGACCACCGAGGAAGAGGAGGAGGACGACGAGGAGGAGGAGAAGGAGAGGAAGAAGAAGGAGGGCGGCUUCGGCGCCAAAGCCGGCGGGCCCCCGCGGAGGACCAAGGCGGUGGCCGCGCAGCCGCACCGCGCCGCCUCGCUCGCCGGCCCGCCGCUGACCACGGCGCACGAGGCCAACUUCCUCAACGACGCCGACAUGGUCAUGAGCUUUGUUAAUGUAGUGGAGAAAGAUAAAGACUUUUCUCACCACCGAAGACACUACAAGGAGUUCCGUUUUGAUCUCACUCAGAUUCCAGAUGGAGAGGCUGUGACUGCUGCCGAGUUUCGGAUCUACAAGGAUCAUAGUCAUACCCGCUACGACAAUAUCACCCUGAAGGUCAGCAUAUACCAAGUCAUCAAGGAAUAUCAAAACAAAGAUGCGGAGACAUUCUUGCUCGAUUCCAAAAAGGUGCGGGCCUCUGACGGAGGUUGGCUUGUCUUUGACAUCACAGCAACAAGUAACCACUGGGUGAUGAACCCACUGCAGAACAUGGGCCUGCAGCUCUGUGUAGAGACUGUAGAUGGCAAAAGUAUCAAUAUAAAAUCUGCCGGAAUUGUUGGACGGAAUGGGCCUCAGUCCAAACAGCCAUUUCUAGUUGCCUUCUUUAAGGCCAGUGAGGUGCUGCUGCGCUCUGUCAGGGCCGCCGGUGGGAAAAAGAAGAAUCACAAUCGAAAUAAAUCUGCUGGUCAACAAGAAUCAUCCCGAGCACCAAAAGGUGGAGAUCACAACACCAGUGAACAGAAGCAAGCCUGCAAGAAGCAUGAACUUUAUGUCAGCUUUAGAGAUUUGGGUUGGCAGGACUGGAUUAUUGCACCAGAGGGCUAUGCUGCAUUCUACUGUGAUGGGGAAUGCUCUUUCCCUCUCAACGCUCACAUGAAUGCAACAAACCAUGCAAUCGUUCAGACUCUGGUUCAUUUAAUGUUUCCUGACAACGUGCCAAAGCCGUGCUGUGCCCCGACCAAGCUGAACGCAAUAUCUGUACUUUAUUUUGAUGACAGCUCGAACGUUAUCCUUAAGAAGUACAGAAACAUGGUAGUUAGGUCUUGUGGUUGCCAUUAG
This is a messenger RNA of Lampris incognitus (smalleye Pacific opah), 1514 nucleotides long. It is a transcript of the gene bmp5, whose product is annotated as bone morphogenetic protein 5. NCBI's taxonomy places the organism in Eukaryota, Metazoa, Chordata, Actinopteri, Lampriformes, Lampridae. The transcript is spliced from 7 exons. Gene Ontology annotation, biological process: SMAD protein signal transduction. Gene Ontology annotation, cellular component: extracellular region. The record is from RefSeq and is a predicted model, not a curated record. The coding region runs from base 162 to 1514 and encodes 450 amino acids. Gene Ontology annotation, molecular function: growth factor activity; cytokine activity.